AAAAAAACAGCAGUUCAACAGCUGAAACAAGACACUUUUUUAUUUAUUGUAUACAAAUGAAGUGAAAAAUGCUUUUGCUAUUCUGUUUGACUGGCCUUAUAUGGAAAACAGCACAUCUAAAAGUAGUCCAACAAGAAAUGAUAAAUGACUUUGGCAAGAGUGUGACUCUGAUUUGCACAAACCUUACUUGGCAUCAGCUUUUAAUGGAAAAAUGGACCAUUUCAAAUAUGAAUGAAGAAAAGUGUUACAUUAAUGUGACUCAUAAAGGAAGAAUGUCAAAUAACUGUACUACCAUAAGAAUAAAUACCUCAAAAUUGACUCCAUAUCUUUAUAUACCUUCUUUCCAACCAAAUGAUGUAGGAAGUUAUUCAUGUGAAACACUUUACAGUGGUGGAAAGGCUGCGAUACAGUACUAUUUAUGGGGCAUUUACCAUGUAAACAAAGAGUUUGGAAAAAAUGUUUCUCUCAAUUGCUCACAUCAAAAAUCUGGUGAAAUUAUUUCUGAAAAUUGGAACAUAAGAACUAAGAAUUACACAGAAUGUGUUAUUUCUAGGACAAGACAUCACACACUAAAUAAUACUUGCAAUGAAACAAAGGAAAUUUUUCUGUAUUUUAAACAAGACCAGUCACAUCUUCAAAUAACCAAUUUUCAAGACAAAAAUGAAGGAAAUUACACAUGUGAAAGAAGACAUCAAGCUGGACUGUACAAAGCUGUAUUCAUUUUAAGUGGGCCCUCUGGAAAAUUCAUAUUGAAAAUUCUAACAAUUGCUGGUUUUCUUGCCAUAAUUGUAAUUGGACUGGUUCUGCUCAGGAUUUGCUUCCCAUCAUUGUUUGUGAUGAUUUUGCACAAAAAACAGGCAUCCCGAGACUCUGAACCGUGGUCUACAUAAGGAAAGCAAAAAAAGAAAAAAAAAUAACAAGAAGAACAGACAAAAAAAAUCCACCUGUAGAUUCUUCAGCAGCAUGUUACAAGCAAAGGGUCACACUGGCUGAAACCAGGAAGUGGGUGUGUGAAAUGUUACUAUAGAGCGUCAAGUCAUUAUUUAAGGUUUAAUCAACAGACAUUCAGAACCCAAGGUCUUCAGUAAAGAGUAUGUUUAGUACAUUUUUUACCUUUUGUUUAGUACAUUUAAUAUUGAAGAUUUUUUGUUCCCCCUCCCAUUUAGAACUUAUAGUCCUUGGCUUCUUUGAGUUUCAGGGAUAGCUUUACUCUGAGUGUUUAAGCCUGUUUUGGAAUUACAGGCCUUUCUGCAGCUUUCCAUCAUAUUCAAAGAAAGACAGAACUUUGGUUUACUCCACUGACAUAAGUGGCCUAGAGCAGAAACUUGGCAGAGAUUUAAAUUGUGAAGAAUGGAAACUAUUUACAGACUCAUUUGAAAGAAGCCUAAAAGGAGCGACUCCAUUGUUUUCUCAGUGAGUGGGAGAGCAGAGUCAAGAAUUAAUAUUGGGUUGAGACAUAAUGGCCAGCUAGAAAAAAACUACACAUUGGUAUGAAGAAAAUAUCAUUAGACCUAGCUUGGUAGAUCUAGAUAAAGUACAGCUACCACCAUUUCAUAUCAAGCUUACUUUAAAGAAGCAGUUUGUCAAAGCUCCAUCAAAAGAUGGAGCCAGUUGUAUAUGUUUGUGCUGAGAAUUUCUGGAUUGUCUUAAGCUAAAUUAAAAGAGGGAAUUUUUGCUUGACCUGAUAUUAGAAAACUGAUUUUUGAUGUAGAAUUUGAUUGUGUGAUAAACAACCUGGAGCAAGAGGCUUGGGUAUCAUUCAAAGAAGCAAUUUUUAAUGUUUUUAUGCAACAAUAAAGAUUCAUAUUAUAAAGAACUGUGAAAUUGUGAAAAAUGCAUUAGUUAAAUUUAAAGAAUUGGGUUGCAAUACGAGUCUCAAAGUUAAUUUUUUGGAUUUGUAUUUGGAAUUUUUCCCAGAAAAGUUUGAAACAGUGAGUAAAGAUCAGGUUGAAAGAUUCCUUCAGGCUAUAAAGGAGAUGGUAAGAAGGUACCAGAGACAUUGGGAUGUCAGCAUGAUGAUGGACUACUGCUGGAUAAUUCAUAGGGACAUACCAGAAAAAUUGACUUAUGAUGGACCAACAAAGUUUAGGAUCAAAAAAACUAAGAAGUGACAAAAACUAAGAACUUACUGUAUAUAUAAAUCAAUAAAUAUGUAUUGUUUUCUUUGCAUGUAUGUUUAAAAAUUACAGAUUAAAAUAUUUACUCAAUGUUAAAUUGGAUUAGAACAAUAUUGUAUACGUAAAUAAACUAUGUUUUUUGUUAAAUGUUAAUUUUUUUUAAAUUUUGUACUUAAAUGUGAUGUGAUGGAAACCUAAUUAUAUUUUUUAUAGUG
Messenger RNA from Erpetoichthys calabaricus (reedfish), 2332 nucleotides. RefSeq lists its product as uncharacterized. The transcript is spliced from 6 exons. Lineage: Eukaryota; Metazoa; Chordata; Cladistia; Polypteriformes; Polypteridae. Gene Ontology annotation, molecular function: signaling receptor activity. Bases 69 to 890 code for a protein of 273 amino acids. The record is from RefSeq and is a predicted model, not a curated record. Gene Ontology annotation, biological process: regulation of neuroinflammatory response.